Aspergillus piperis CBS 112811 is the source of this 1959-nucleotide messenger RNA. RefSeq lists its product as uncharacterized. NCBI's taxonomy places the organism in Eukaryota, Fungi, Ascomycota, Eurotiomycetes, Eurotiales, Aspergillaceae. The record is from RefSeq and is a predicted model, not a curated record. The coding region runs from base 1 to 1959 and encodes 652 amino acids. The transcript is spliced from 7 exons.
AUGGCAGAAGAACAGAGGGCCAUUGAAGAUGAACGAAGAGCCCUUGAACAUGAACGAAGGGCCAAUGAAGAUGAACGAAGAGCCCUUGAAGCGGAAAGAACAGCACUUGAAGAGAAAGCGAGAGCAGAUGAAGAAAAGAGCAGGCAUCGCGACGAGUUACUCCGAGAUACGACGUUCAUCGAAUUGAUUCGACAAUGCCAUGAGUCUCUUUCGAAGUCCAUGACACUCGGAACCAAGUCUAAAUGUACGAGAGGGCCACCACAUGAGGCCACUGGCAAGGUCUGCCCGGAUCGAUUCGAGCACUGUGCUGUUUGCAAAUUUCUCGAGCCAACUGACAAUGAUGGAAAGCGCCUUUUUGAUUCGAUAGAUUCCAUCGAAGUCUCUGGGAAACAUAUAAAAAAGAAUGAGAUAACGAGUGAAAAGGAUAUAGAACUCUAUGAGCGCUUUGCGGUGGAAAACCAUGUUGGUAUCAAAUACAUGAACCACCUUUCCAAUCUCAGAUCAUUCAUGAAGGUUCUAUGUAAGGAGAGAGGAGUUACACUGCCGAUCACUUCCAGACCUGACUCAGUCUGCCUAUGGUACGAUGAGGAGGGAGAAAGGCUAGUCUUGACAGGGGAAUAUAAACCGCCCCACAAGUUACCCAUGGAUACCCUUCGCGCAGGCUUGAGGACGCAUAACUUCUACGAGGAAAUUGUUGGGAGCCAUACUAUCCUAACGGAAGAAACAGAAAGGAUGAAAUAUAAGGCAGCCCGCCUGGCAGGCUCGGCGAUAGUUCAGGAAUAUCAUACAAUGAUAUUGCUAGGGCUGGAGUACGGGUAUGUGACCACUGGUUUGGGGAUAGUUCUCCUGCGGGUGCCUUACGACAACCCACAAACUCUGCAAUUCCACCUUCGCGAGCCCCAUAUGGAGGUCGAUCAAGGGGGUGACAAGUGGUUCUUACGGCCUUUAACUUCCAUUGCACGAGUGCUAUGUUUAACACUUAUGGGCUUUGGCUCGCAGCCCCGUGGCGUUGAAUGGUCCGCUAAGACAAAGCCCACGCUGGAAACCUGGAUCACAAGUUUUGACUUGACAAAGAGCAAAGUUGCGGCAUCCGCAGGAAGAGGCAAAACUACCCGUUCACGAGCUCGCUGCAGCGAAAACCACAUGAAAUCCAAGCGAGAGGAUACAGCAGACCCUGAUCCCGACUCAGCCCCAGGACAAAAACGCCGCUUGAUGGAUACCACAUCUUCUGCAUUACCUGCCACUGAGAGACGCUCAAAGCGUCCCAAAUAUGCAGGAGGUGGAUCCAAGAGUCGCCAGCGUCAGAGCCUACCAUUCUGCACGCAAAAUUGCCUUCGUGGCUUAAAAAGACGUGGCAAACUGGACAAAAAUGGUCCAAACUUCCAGCUUCACCAGGAGAAUGGGUCAACCCAUCACCGUACAAACACCCGUGGGCUGGCCAAGUUGAUCAAGGCUGCAAUAGAUGAGUGUCUUGACCGUGCAGAACCGAUGGGAGGCUGUGGCCUGUCUGGUGCACCGUUUAAACUGACCUGCGUCAGGUAUGGGUAUACCAUUGUUGGCAAAGGUACCACCUGCUACCUUUGGCCCCAGUUGAAUCCUGUACAGGGAUCCGCAGUCCCAGUAUAUAUCGGAAAGAUUGACUUGCGCAGGAUGUACUUUCUUCUCGGGGCGGGGCCUAUCAGACACAUGCUACUCAUGGGAUGGGGUGGAGAGAGUAUUGACGAGGUCGAGGUUGACAGCCAUAUUUUACGACAAAGUGUAACUGAGUCCGCUAAAGAUAUCCAGUCUCUUGGCGUUCAACACCAAGACCUUGGAUCAGGCAAUAUUCUCUGGAACUCGGAGCUGAGUCGGGCCAUGAUCAUUGACUUUCAUAUGUGCACAUUCGCCAUGGAAUUGGUCAAAAAGAAGCCAACCAGCAUAUGGAUCUCUUCUACUAGAGUUCACGUGGAAGAGAAUUAG